Messenger RNA from Mercenaria mercenaria, 15078 nucleotides. RefSeq lists its product as uncharacterized. The transcript is spliced from 3 exons. NCBI's taxonomy places the organism in Eukaryota, Metazoa, Mollusca, Bivalvia, Venerida, Veneridae. The record is from RefSeq and is a predicted model, not a curated record. The coding region runs from base 157 to 1512 and encodes 451 amino acids.
CGAGAUUCAUAUUUUGCUCCCUGUGUACUCAAGCAAGCUCCAUCAGAAAGUUUGCUGAAGCUCUGUGACACCAAGAAAGGGGAAUGUCCUUUUUCCACUGAUGAGAAGACCUUUACCAGCAAGUUAUGCUAUACAACAAAAUCAAAGUUUAUUCCAAUGGCCAUUUUCAACAGAUUACUUGCAGAUUGCAUAUCAAGAUGGGAAAUUCACAGAAAAAAGAACCACGAGCGUGGAGAAGAACGCGUAGACAUAUAUUGUGGAUGUGGAAUAUUUAGUCUACAAAACGCUCAUAUUCUUUAUGUACAUUUCCGUGAUAACGUUGUGCAGAUUUGGAUUGUGAGAUGUAGUAAAAAAUCACCAUCAAAAGAAAUAUGUGUCGAAGUUAAAAAGCACAUGGAUGAUUUCUUUGAAAAAGUUUUCAAAAAGUGCGAAGUUGAACGUCACUUCAAAUGCCCGACUGGUCCUUCUCAGAAGGAUGCAAUGUAUCCACAUGAUAAACUUAAAAAGGACAGCUCAGUUUAUUGUGAUUAUCAUGAAUAUGAGUUACCAAGCCUCGACUUGACAGGAUGUUGGUUUUCUGAUGAUAGAAAUGAUGGAGACACAACAGCUGUUAUAGAUUCUGGAACUGCGUCAUCUGGAAGCUCAAUAUUCUCUGGACAACCAUUCAAGAAAGAAUAUGAUGACACACUAAGUCAGUCGAUGGUGUCAGCUAUGAGUGAACAAAUGAAGUCUGUUGGUGUUUUGAUUUUUUGUGGAAAGCCAAUUGGGACGGUCUUCAGAGUUGGUAGUAGAUGUGUAAUGACAGCUCUUCAUGUCAUAAAAAUUGUCUUAGAUCACUCUAAGUCUGGUUCACAUGACAAUACAAGAUUAGAAAGUGAUGAAACGUUUAUAAACUUUAACGAGUCACCAUGUACACCUCCAGGAAUAGCAUAUAAGCUCAGGAAAGAGUUUAUCUUCAACGUUGAUUUAGAUGUAGCUGUGCUUGAAAUAUCAAACCCAACCAACUUACCACAGAAAUUAAAGUUACGCAAGGCUGCAACAUGGGCAACUGAGGUGUCCUUGAUUGGUUACGGUCAUCCUGGUACACCAAACAAACACUUAGAUCCAAAAUGCCAGAUUGUUACUCCGAGUUCAAAGAGAAUACAGUCAGCUCAAGCAUUGUUACAGCAGAACUCCGGCUAUUACAGAUCAGAAUUAGGAAAGAUGGGUCUAGAUCCAGGUCUUGUGGACACAGGAUACAAAGGUUACGACCAUUCGUCGAAAAUUGUAUUUGACUGUUUUAUGGAACAUGGAGGAUCAGGAGCCCCAGCUCUGACAUAUGAAAAUCAGUCGGUUGAAGUUGUUGGAGUUCUAACUCAUGGUUUACCCUUAAUUUACUUCAGUCUACCAGAAAAUAUGAAAUGUCACUUUCCAAAUAACCUUCGUCUUGAAGUUGGUGCGAAAAUGCAGUAUAUAUUUGAAUGGAUAAAAGCUAGCGUGCCUGCUGAUAUAGUUCAGGACUUGUUUGACUGAGGUUUAAUGUGUCUACUAUUUUAGAUGGUGAAAAGUAAAUGGGAAGUAUUAUUGUAGCUGAUUUAUUCUACCAAUUACUUUUUAUACUCCAAUAUAAUCACUGUACACAGUGACCUAGUGGUCAAGGCAUCUCUUACUCUGACUCAGGAGGUACUGGUUCGAAUCCCAUUGGAUCCAUCCCAGACUGACCAGAUGGUGAGCCGCUAAUUGAAGAAAGGUUAAGGUUAUUAAUUGCCUACUUGCCUGAUGCCUGACGUUAAAGGAUUAGAUUUCGGUAGUAAUUAUAUACAAGACGAAAGUGUCUCCAUACUGGCUGUUCCUUUCAAAAGGAGUGACACUGACAUGGCUGUAAUAAACAAUUCUAACACGAUCCGAUUCACUUUCCUAUUAAACAAAGAAGGCUGGAAACAGUGAAUUAUUAAACAACAAUUCAUUGUUCUGACGUCACAACUAUUACGUCAUAGCGUCAAGCGGCGUAGCGGCGCGCUGGAAAAGAACCCGACUGAAAACGGGCAAAUAUUUAAUGCAUGCCGACAAGGGUGUACUUUAAAGUGCUUGAUAACGUGUUAGAAUCGAAAUAAUAUAUCUCAUUUAGUGAUUUGCUCUUGAAUAAAUCACUGUUUGUCGUUCAGAUGCGUAGCAUUAUAUCAUUCAGGCUACGCCCUCGUGAUAUAAUUCCUUCGCAUCUGAACUCCAAACAGUGAUUUAUUCAGCGACAAAUCACCGAUGAGAUAUAUUAUUUCUUAAACAUUACAAAUUGUACAUUUUUAGCUAUUAGUGUAGGUGGAUGAUCUGGCGUUCAUCAUCCUGCAAUAUCCAUAAUUCUGGCACCAAUAAUUUAUUUAUAAUGCCCCCUUUUUACUUUUUACUUAGAAUUGUAUGUCUAUCUUAUUUAUUACUAAAUUGAUUUGAUUCAAAUUCAAAAUAAUUGUUACACAUUAUUAGGCAAAUGAUAUGACACAUGGUGCAUUACACUUGUAGAAACAUUCCAUGAAUUAUGUGGGCAAAGUAUUGCUGCAUUAUAUUGAUUAAUUAUUAAGAACUAAAAUUUUUAUUACUUCAAAAUCAGAUAGAUCUUGUUUUGUUUUGCUGAAAACAUUGCAAAGAUGAUUUAAAAAAUUUAACAAAACAUUUUAAAACUUACGAGUGUUUCAUUCCUGACGACAUAUUUCUAUUUUUGAAGGACUGGUAGCAUUGAUAUUUUCUUUUCAGAAAAAAAAAAUUAUAACGAUUUAAAGCUUGAUCUCAAAGUUUCAAAAUUAUCAGUUUAUGCUGAUGGUUCCAGAUAUAAUUUAAAGAUUCAGUGGGAAUCCUUUUUAUUUUUUAGCUCACCUGAGCCAAAGGCUCAUGGUGAGCAAUUGUGACCGCUCAAUGUCCGUCGUGCGGUGUUCGUCGUGUGUCCGUCAACAUUUUCUAAAAAUCUUCUUGAAAACCACUGGGCAGAAUUACACCAAACUUCACAGGAAUGAUCCUUGGGUGGCCCCCUUUCAAAAUUGUUGAAUUCCAUGCAGAACUCUGGUUGCCAUGGCAACUGAAAGGAAAAACUUUAAAAAUAUUCUUGUCCAAAACCAUAGGGUCUAGGGCUUUGAUAUAUGGUGUGUAGCAUCAUCUAGUGGUCCUCUACCAAAGUUGUUCAAAUUAUCCCCCUAGAGUCAAAUAUGGCCCCGCCCCGGGGGUCACAUGGUUUAUAUAGACUUACAUAGGGAAAACUUUGAAAAUCUUCUUGUACAAAACCACAUAGCCUAGGGCUUUGAUAUUUGGUAUGUAGCAUCAUCUGGUGGUCCUCUACCAAAGCUGUUCAAAUUAUCCCUCUAGGGUCAAAUAUGGCCCCGCCCCGGAGGUCUCAAGUUUUACAUAGACUUAUAUAUGUAAAAAGUUUAAAAAUCUUCUUGUCUGAAAGCACAACAUUUAGACCUUUGAUAUUUGGUUUGUAGCAUUGUCUUAUGGUCCUCAACCAAAAUUGUUAAAAUUGUACCCCUGGGGUGAAAAGAGGCCCUGCCCUGGGGGUCCAAAGUUUUAUAUAGACUUACAUAGGAAAAAAACUUUAAAACUCUUGUCUGAAACCAUACAACCUAUGCUUUUGAUAUUUGGUAUGAUGCAUUGUCUAGUAGUCCUCUACCAAAAUUGUUCAAAUUAUGCCCCUGGGAUUAAAAGAAGCCCCACCCUGGGGUAACUUAGUUACUAUGUGAGUUAUAUAGGAAAAAAUACUUAAAAAAUCAUUUGAUCCUACAUGUAUUUCCAAGACUGUUUAAUAAUAAUUACCUGAUGAUCCCAAGUAAUAUGAUGUCACUUGACUUUGACCUUGACCUACUGACCUACUUCCUUGUUUUUUAACAUACAGCCUUGAAAUUUGAUGACAUACACAGUUUUGCACACCAAUCGUAAAACUGAAUAUCAUUGAUCAUGAAUGUGACCUACUGACUUUCUUAAUAUUUUAUCAUCAGUUUGAUCUUUGAAACAUGUGGCUCAUAUUACUCAGGUGAGCGAUCCAGGGUCAUCAUCACCCUCUUGUUUGUUUAUCUUUUGGUUUAAAAUCUCUGCCAGCUGAUACUUACACCUUUCAGUUGUAUGCUCAGUUUUAAGUCAGUAGACAUUAUUAGAAAUUACUUAAGUGGUGUUAGAACAAUGCAUUUUUGAUAUGUGUUUCACUAGAUAACUGUAAUCAGUUCCUGAUCAAUUUGGCUCCAAAAGUUUAACUAGGUUAAAACAACAUUCCAUUAAACAGGCUGAAGCAAAUACACCAGUCAUUCUCAGCAGAAUUUUACUUUUAUGCCCCCGAAGGUAGGCAUAUUAAAAUCACACUGUCCGUCCGUGCGUCCGUCCGUGUAAAUUCUUUUCCAGGCUGUAACUCUGCCAGCCGUAAAAUGAUUUUGAAAUAACUUUGCAUAAAUGUUCACCAUAAUGAGACGACGUGUCAUGCGCAAGAUCAAGACAUCUAACUCUAAGAUAAAAGGCCGAUUAGAGGUUGAAGGUUAACUUGGUCUGUUUCGUGUCCGAUCCAUAACUCUGCCAUCUAUGAAGGGAGUUUGAAAUAACUUUGCAUAAAUGUUUACCACAAUGAGAAAAAAUGUCAGGCGCGACACCGAGACCCCUAGCUCCAAGGUUAAUGUCACUCUUAGACGUCAAAGGUAAGAAGGGUCUGUUUCGUGUCCGGUUCAUAACUGCAUUCAUCGGGAGAUUUUAAAAUGACUCAGCAUAAAUGUUCCCCGUUAUAAGACGACGUGUCAUGCGCAAGAUCUAGACCUCUAGCUCUAAGAUCAAGGUCACACUUAGAGGCUGAAGGUUAACAUGGUCUAUUUUUGUCCGGUCCUUAACUCUACGAUCCAUUAAGAGAUUUUAAAACUACUUGGCAUAAUGUUCCCCAUAAUGAGUGACGUGUGCUAUGCAAAGCCUAGACGCCUAGCUUUAAGGUCAAGGUCACACUAAGUAGUCAAAUGUUAACAUGGUCUGUUUCUUGUCUGGACCAUAACUCCGCCAUUUAUCGAGAGAUUUGAAAAUAAUUUGACACAAAGGUUGACCAUAUUUGGAAGAUGUGUCGCGCUUAUGACCCGGGUCUCUUAGUUCAAGGUCAAGGUCACAAAAUGAUUCAUACCUAAACUACUCUGGCAUACUUUGCGCAGGGAACUGUAGCAUUCUUGGGCACGCUUCGGGACAUUUGUCACUAAUAGUGACAACUCUUGAUUAGAUAUGUCUAAUACAGAAUAUGUUGGGGGGUUGUGUUUGGUCUUUUUUCCUUUUUCCUAGUGGCUAGAAAGUCAAAUUUAGUUCCUAAUUCUUAAAGAUGAUAAUAAUUCUGACCGGUGAUUUCCUAUUAAGGAGUUACGUGAUUCCUUACGUGUGAGUUUAAGAUGGUCAAAGAUUGUUCAGUUCGGAGACAAGGAAAACUUCCUUAUUAAGGUUACAUUCUUCGUGCUUUUGUCCAGUUUCAUGCUUGAUUUAAUUCCUACUUCAAGGUUGGGUCAAGCUUUAUUUUUAUUUGAGUGACAAGAAAGUAGUCAAUUAUGUUUUGUUAAUAAAUGAAGUCUAGGCUAGGCUCUAUGCAAUGAUUCUUUGUUAUUCUCAUCACUUUCCUUUCGUAGAGAGGCUUUGUCACUUUUGCAUUCAGGUCAAACGUUGCAGCCGACGAAAUCAAAAUAUUAGGUGAUUGGCAUUCAGACGUUUAUAAACGAUACAUUUCUCUAUCUGCACAAAAUAAACUUUUUUAUUUUCAUAUAAUUAAAAUUCUUUUUAUAUGUAUCUAUUGUUUUCUUCAGCUUCUCGCAUUAAUCAUCUCAGGAAUCCAAAAUUGAAGUGAUAUGUUUAAUUCUCUCCGACUCUAUGGCAAAACGCAAAACAUAUUACCGACAUUCGGGAAAUAGAUAUUCGGCCCUUUCCAGAGACAUUUGACAUCAACAAUUAUGAAAGGUUCUAUAAAUUUGAAUUAUUCAUGUUGGUACCAAUGAUGUCAACAGUUAUUCCGCUGGUGAGAUUUCAUCUUUGCUUAUCAAUCUGAUAACAGCUGUUAUGACUUUUACUGAUAGUUCUGUUACAAUCUUUUUGUCUUCUUUCUUUCCUAGUCAUGUUGACUUUUUAUACGCCCGAAGGGACGUAUUAUGUUAUUACGCUGGUGUCCGUCUGUCUGUCCGUUAGCAAUUUCGUGUCCGCUCUGUAACUCUUGAACCCCUUGAAGGAUUUCAAGGAAACUUUACACAAAUGUUCACCACACCGAGACGAUGUGCAGAGCGCAUGUUUUGGAUGUCUCGCUUCAAGGUCAAGGUCACACUUAGUAGUCAAAGGUCAUAUCAGUUUGUUUCGUGUCCGCUCUGUAACUCUUGAACCCCUUGAAGAAUUUCAAAGAAACUUGACACAAAUGUUCACCACACCAAGACAACGUGCAGAGCGCAUGUUCCAGAUGACUUGCUUCAAGGUCAAGGUCACACUUAGGGGUCAAACGUAAUAUCAGUUUGUUUCGUGUCCGCUCUGUAACUCUUGAACUGCUGGAAGGAUUUCAAAGAAACUUGGCAGAAAUGUUCACCACAUUGUAACGAUGUGCAGAGAGCAUGUUCCGUAUGACUCGCUUCAAAGUCAAGGUCACACUUAAGGGUCAAAGGUCAUAUAUGACUUUGCUUUGUGUAUAUUGCUCUGCAUUGCAGUGCUCUUGUUUUUAUUUGGCAGAUCUCUUUUUUGUACUUACAAUAAAUUUUUUUUUGAAUUACUUCCCUUUUAUGUUACUAUAAAUAGCUUUUUUUGAAACUUUUUUAUUAUUGGCCGUAGGGAAAAACCGAGACCACUUUUCUGUGGUACAACAUGGGUGGUACCUCCAUUUUUAGGUGUAUUUUUACAUACCUGUACCUGAUAAGGAUUUUUUUGUAGACUUUGAAUAUUUUAUUUGUGGACUUAGAUUUGUUUUUUGAAGUUUUCCUUUUGUUGUUCCAGUCCUUUGGAACUACAACAGUCAAGUUCUUAAAAUUUUGCUCCCAUCAUAGGAUGUAAGCCUUCGGGCAUAUAUUGCCCCGCUUGGCGGCGCUCUUGUUAGCUCACCUGAGUAUUUCUGACCACUCGAUGUCCGGCGUCUGUCGUCUGUCUGUCUGUCUGUCUGUCAACAUUUAGCUUGUGUAUGCGAUAGAGGCUGUAUUUUUCAACUGAUAUUCAUGAAAUUUGGUCAGAAUGAUAACCUUGAUGAAAUCUAGGCCGCCCAGUUCGAAAAUGGGUCAUCUGUGGUCAAAAACUAGAUCACUACGUCAAAUCAAAGAAAAAUCUUGUGUAUGCGAUAGAGGCUAUAUUUUUCAAUUAGUCUUCAUGAAUUUUGGUCAGAAUGAUUAUCUUGAUGAAAUCUAGGCCGAGUUCGAAAAUGGAUCAUCUUGGAUCAAAAACUAGGUCACUAGGUCAAAUCAAAUAAAAACCUUGUGUAUGCGAUAGAGACUAUAUUUUUAUGCCCCCGAAGGGAGGCAUAUAGUUUUUGAACCGUCUGUCGGUCUGUCAGUCUGUCGGUCUGUCCGCAAUUUUCGUGUCCGGUCCAUAUCUUUGUCAUCGAUGGAUGGAUUUUCAAAUAACUUGGCAUGAAUGUGUACCACAGUAAGACGACGUGCAGUGCGCAAGACCCAGGUCCGUAGCUCAAAGGUCUAGGUCACACUUAGACGUUAAAGGAUAGUGCAUUGAUGGGCAUGUCCGGUCCAUAUCUUUGUCAUCGAUGGAUGGAUUUUCGAAUAACUUGGCAUGAAUGUGUACCACAGUAAGACGACGUGCAGUGCGCAAGACCCAGGUCCGUAGCUCAAAGGUCAAGGUCACACUUAGACGUUAAAGGAUAGUGCAUUGAUGGGCAUGUCCGGUCCAUAUCUUUGUCAUCGAUGGAUGGAUUUUCAAAUAACUUUGCAUGAAUGUGUACCACAGUAAGACGACGUGCAGUGCGCAAGACCCAGGUCCGUAGCUUAAAGGUCAAGGUCACACUUAGACGUUAAAGGAUAGUGCAUUGAUGGGCGUGUCCGGUCCAUAUCUUUGUCAUCGAUGGAUGGAUUUUCAAAUAACUUGGCAUGAAUUUGUACCACAGUAAGACAUGUCACACGCAAGACCCAGGUCCGUAGCUCAAAGGUCAAGGUCACACUUAGACGUUAAAGAUCAUUUUUCAUGAUAGUGCAUUGAUGGGCAUGUCCGGUCCAUAUCUUUGUCAUUCAUGCAUGGAUUUUAAAAUAACUAUGCAUGAAUGUGUGACACAGUAAGACGAUGUGUCGCGCGCAAGACCCAGCUCCGUAGGUCAAAGGUCCUAAACUCUAACAUCGGCCAUAACUAUUCAUUCAAAGUGCCAUCGGGGGCAUGUGUCAUCCUACGGAGACAGCUCUUGUUCAAUUAAUCUUCAUGAAUUUUGGUCAGAAUGAUUACCUUGAUGAAAUCUAGGCCGAAUUCGAAAACGGGUCAUCUGGGGUAAAAAAUCUAGGUCACUAGGUCAAAUCAAAGAAAAACCUUGUGUAUGCGAUAGAGGCUGUAUUUUUCAAUUAAUCUUCAUGAAUUUUGGUCAGGAUGAUUGCCUUGAUAAAAUCUAGGUCAAGUUUGAAUAUGGGUCAUCUGGGGUCAAAAAGUAGGUCACUAGGUCAAAUCAAAGGAAAAGCUUGUAUAUGCGAUAGAGGCUGUAUUUUUCAAUUAAUCUUCAUGAAAUUUGGUCAGGAUGAUUGCCUUGAUAAAAUCUAGGUCAAGUUUGAAUAUGGGUCAUCUGGGGUCAAAAAGUAGGUCACUAGGUCAAAUAAAAAAAAACCUUGUGUAUGCGAUAGAGGCUGUAUUUUUCAGUUGAUCUUCAUGAAAUUUGGUCAGAAUGAUUGCCUUGAUAAAAUCUACGUUAAAUUUGAUUAAGGGUCAUCUUGGAUGAAAAAGUAGGUCACUAUUUCAAAUCAAAGAAAACCCUUCUGUAUGCAAUGAGGCUGUAUUUUUCAAUUGAUCUUCAUGAAAUUUGGUCAGAAUGAUUGCCUUGAUGAAAUCUAUGUCAGGUUAGAAUAUAGGUGAUCUGGGUCAAAAAGUAGGUCACUAGGUCAAAUCAAAGAAAAACCUUGUGUAUGCGAUAGAGGCUAAAUUUGUUCAACUGAUUUCAUGAAAUUUUGUCAGAAUGGUUGCCUUGAUGAAAUCUAGGUCAAGUUCGAAUAUGGGUAGUCUGGGGUCAAAAACAAGGUCACUAGGUCAAAUCAAAGAAAAACCUUGUCUAUGCGAUAGAGGCUGUAUUUUUCAAUUGAUCUUCAUAAAAUUUGGUCAGAAUGAUAGCCUUGGUGAAAUCUAGGUCGAUUUCGAAUAUGGGUCAUCUGGGGUCAAAAACUAGGUCACUAGGUGAAAUCAAAGAAAAUACUUAUUUACACUCAAGAUUUUUGCUCCGAUUUUAAUGAUAAUUGGUCAGAAUAUUUUUUUCCAGGAAAGCACUUGGUCAAACAUGUUUACACUGUUAUGGUGUGUUUCUCAGGUGAGCGGCCUAGGGCCAUCUUGGCUCUCUUGUCUGAAACAGGGUCCAAAGUUAAAGAAAUCAACUUGUCUCUCGAACACAUUUGUAAAGACAGAAAAAUAAAAUUUCUAAAGUUAUUCCGACCUUUCCUAAAAGCUAACUUUUAAAAGUAGUAAAAAUUGUAGCUCAGUAGGUAAGAGCGUUGGUCUACGGAUCGCGGGGUCGUGAGUUCGAUCCUCGGGCGGGGCGUAUGUUCUCCGUGACUAUUUGAUAAACGACAUUGUGUCUGAAAUCAUUAGUCCUCCACCUCUGAUUCAUGUGGGGAAGUUGGCAGUUACUUGCGGAGAACAGGUUUGUACUAGUACAGAAUCCAGGAACACUGGUUAGGUUAACUGCCCGCCGUUACAUGACUGAAAUACUGUUGAAAAACGGCGUUAAACCCAAAACAAACAAACAAACUAUAAGAAAUGGUAUGUGACGUUUCGCUAGAGAAAAAAGGACAAGCGUCCUUACAUAGUUGACUAAUAAUGUGUGUUUUUCAUUCAAUAAAAAAAUUGAUUUAAUGUUGAAUUUGGACAGUGUACCUCGCUUUGAAAAACAAAAUUAUCAAAAGAAGUUUUAUUAUUCAUAAAGUAGUUUUGCUUUACUUUGGAAUAUGGUUUCUAGAAGAUAAGGGUAUUUAACUUGUCUAUAGAAAAAGACAGUGGUAGUUAUUCCGAUGAUUUGUAUGCACUUAAUAUAUAGUAUAUUGAUUUUUAUUGAGUGGUAAAUAUCAUGUAAUGUAUUACCGUUCAGGCAUAGUUAUGUUACUCUCUGAAAAUAAUUUAUCGGAGGUAUACAUUUAACUACAAAGUAAUAAGUUACACAUUGAGUUAAAUUUUUUAAAGGAAAUUGUAUUUAAAAUUUCCCUGAAAAUAUAAUCAUCAAGAAAGACUUGAAAACAUUAUAGUAUAAUGUAAUGUUUUAUAAUAUCAAAUUUAUAGAUUAUGAUAUCCUUCUUUAAUUCCCAAGGAGUUAUAUAUUGUUGAUGUGAAAUAAUGUUGUUGUUAAAUGUAUAAGUUUGUGUGAUGUUUUUGUGUAAUGCUCGGCCUUUUGGUUGGCGUUUUUGUAAAUAUUUAUAAUGAUUACGGUCAUUUCAUAGUUUAUUACUACUACUACUACAUGGUCACUUAGAAAUCUGUAGUAAUGACUGAAUUCUAAUUAUUGAUAAUUGAGUAGUUAGUAUAAUAUUAAACAUCUUUUAAAUCGUGAUCAAUAUUGAAAACCUAUUAAAUAUUUAUUAUUAAAAAAAUGUCUUAUGUCUUCUUAAUAUAUAUAUAAGUUUAAGAAACUAGGUGAGCAUUUAUUUACUAGGCGAUUUUAUUGCUGCAUUAAAAUCGAUUAAUUACUGAGAACUUGAAUUUUAUAUCAUUUCAAAAUCAAGUAGAUCUUGUUUUGUUUUGCUAAGACUCCCUGAUUGGCAAACAGUUCUAUUUAGUUUAAAUGUAUUGGUUUUUAGGUAUUAGAAUUUGAUAGGUUUAUUGUUGUAUAACCAAUUUCAUUUCAGUCAUUUUUCUUCAUUCUGUAUUUUUAGGUUGGUCAGAUCACGUAAAAAUUUUAAACCCUUAGUGAAAUUGCUUGAGGAACACGUGAGUUAUGGCCCUUAGUCCUUAUAUAAUAGUUCCUAUAUAGGGUAUUUCUUUGCAAAUGUCAUUCUAAGGUUCAGUCUUGCUAUGGGCUAUUUUGAUUUAGUACAAUUUUAGCUAUCUUUGAGACAGUAUGCGUUCUGGCCCAGUGUUCACAAAACAUUUUCAGUCUCAGCUGAGUUUGAUAAUGAAACUUUAUUUGUCAUUUAUAUCUACAUAUCAUGUUUAAAACUAAACUUUAAGUUAACAACUAUUUUCAAGUGACUAUUCAGUAUUGAUGAUCAGCCUCAAUUGGAAUUUAACCUUAAAGUUUUAGUUAAAUUAAUAUUAAAAUUUCGAACUCAAACUCAGCCGAGACCGAAAAAUGUUUUGUGAACACGGGGCCUGGUCACAGGGGUCCAAGUCAGGUUCACUAUUACUAAAAAAACCCAUAGAAAAUGGUUUUUGCUCAAUAGCUUCAAUAAGAAAUAAAGUAUUGUGACGACAAAACUUGGAGUUUAUGAAGCUGGUAUGGAGGCCAUGGAUUUUUGCUCACCUUAGCACGAAGAGCUCUGGGUGAGCUAUUGUGAUCGCUCACUGUCCGUUGUCUGUUCGUCCGUCCGUCCACAUUAUUCUUCAUGUAACAUCUCCUCUGCAUUUACUGGUCAGAAUUGCACCACACUUGGUCAGUGGCAUCCUGGCACAGUCCUCUAUCAAGUUUGUUGAAAUAAAUCAGCUUUGCCACUUUUAGUGGUUGCAAGAGCUAGAAAGAGAAAAUUUUAAAUGAUUUCUUCUCAUGAACGGCUUGAUGGAUCUUCAUCAAACUUGGUCUGUAACAUCAUUAUAAGAUCAUCAAAAAUGUUUUCACAUUAGAGCGCUUGGCCCCUGUAAAGGGCUUUUACAGCUGAAAUAGAAAUACUUUUAAGUGACCUUCUCAUGUACCGCUUGAUGGGUCUUCGUCAAACUUGGUCUGUAUCAUCAUUGUAAGGCGCUUGGACUCUUUGAGAGGCCGCUAGAGCUCAAAAUAGAAAUACCUUCAAAUGACCUUUUCUCAUGAAGAGUUUGAUGGAUCUUCACCAAACUUUGUUUGUAACAUCGUUAUAAGUUCUUCCCCAGAUGUUUUUCAAAUUGGUGAGCUUGGUCCAUUUUGGGGGGCCGCUAGAGCUGAAAAUGAAAAUACUUUUCCAAAUUAUUUCAAAUUGGGGCACCCGUCCCUUUUAGGGUCCGCUAGAGUUUCACAUAGAAAUACCUUUCAACGACUUUUUCUCAUGAACUGCGUGACGAAUCUUCAUCAAACUUUGUAUGUAGCAUUAUUAUAAUGUCCUCUCCUGAUUUUGUUCAAACAGGUGCGAAUGGUCCCUUUUAAAGUCGGCAGAUUCUGAAAAUAAAAAUGCCUUUAAACAACUUCUCAUGAACUGCGUGAUGGAUCUUCAUUAAACUUGGUCUGUUGCUUCAUUGUAAGGUCUGCUCCUGCAUUUGUUCAAACGGACACCCGGCCCCUUUUAGUGGCCGCUUGAGCUAAAAAAAGCAAAUACCUGUUCCAGUGAUCUGCUUGUUUUUUCACCCAAUUGUAAAGACCUAAGAAGCAUAUACUGUUUGAACGGCUUGUCAUCUGUCACACUAAUUUAUUUAAUCAACUUCUAUUGCCUCUGGAACUUUCAACACCUGCAGCAUAUUAUGGACCUCUUUCAAAGUUGCACAUUUUCUAGUCUGUUAAUAUCUGAAACUCAGGUGAGCGAUCUUGGGUCAUCAUGGCCGUUUUGUAGUUUUAUCAGUAAAUGCUUUUAUUCUAAAUCAUUCGAGUACAAUCUUGUCCUACCCCUAAAUUGCAGGACAACGCAUCACGUAUAUUAUUUUAUUUAUUUUAUUGGGUUUAACGUCGCACCGACACAAUUAUAGGUCACAUGGCGACUUUCCAGCUUUGAUGGUGGAGGAAGAACCCAGGCGCCCCUCCGUGCAUUAUUUCAUCACGAGCGGGCACCUGGGUAGAACCACCGACCUUCCGUAAAUAUCUAAAUUGAUGAACUUAAAUAAGAUUAAAUAUACAUUUUCAAUGAUGUAAAUUUCUAUAAAACAACGUAUUAAGUCCAUGUUUCAUUUAAAAUGCAUUAAACUAAGGUUGUCCCAAUAAAUCGUAGACACUUGGAAUAAGUCAUUUUAUAGAGGAUUUUACAUUCGGUUCUUAAUUACGGAUGUAAACAUUUGAGAAUUUGCACUUUAGGGCACUUGUAGGACACAGAUUGUAAACUAUCACAUCAUGUAUCUCCCGAUCAUUUUGGUCAAUAUCAGUCUGUAUUAUACGAGGGGUGUUCAAUUAAUACCCGGAAAAAAUGCUAUCAUUUCUUAAUGUAUCAUCAAAAAUGAAUGAAACUGCUAUAUAAUGUAGCUAAGGGAAUACGUAGUUGAUACGUCAAAAUUACUUUUCUUUGGAUAAAUAACUUAUAAAUAAGUAAAUGCUAGUCCCCAUGGCAAAGUUAUUUGACGUCAUCCGGCCCAAUUUCGUCUACUUUUCUAUUUUACAUGCGCUUAAACAUUCCUUACUUAUAUUUCGAGCUACAUUUUCUUAAGUUGGGUGAAAACCAAUGUGAAGUAAUAACGUCAACUUAUAAAUGAGACAUCAUCAAAAUGUUUGGCAGACAUUUUGUGUUGGUCAUCACUUGAAAAGCGGUGUUGAACGGAGACAUGAGAUAAAAUUUUGUGUUUUGAAUCAAAACUGAAGGAAAACAGACAAAUGCAAUGAUGUAGAAGGUUUAAGAGGCAAUGUCCUGAAGGAAACAACAUAUUAUUUCUGGAACGGGACGUUUAAAAGCGACCAGGCGAAUAUUGCUUACGACUCGUGGUACAUACAUGAAAAAUAACGUUUAGUCGAGUUUUAUAAGUUAAAGAGCUCCUUGAUGCAGAAUCACAGUUAAGUGUCCCAUUUCAUCAAAUCGGCAGGAAUAUCAUAUGAACACAAUCCAUUUAUUCGUAGGAAAUUGUACAAAAUGCAUUUCAUGGUGAUAAACAUUGAACCAAUGGUAAUAACGAGUUGUAUUGAUUAAUUGUGUGUGAUAUGACAAGGUCAUAAUGUUAUCGGACCGUUUUUGAUGUAGUGACGUUGCCUAGGAGAUGAUAAAUAAUUAAUGUGCAUGUUCUAAAAGCUGUAAUUUAAACGUUCGCAUUUAAUAUGUUCGUAUCUGUCAUAUUUUCAAAUUUUAGCAAAGUGGGACCAUACAUAAAGAUAUUAGAGCACUUUUCCGGGUAUUUAUGAACACCCCUCGUAAUAAAUUACUAGUGCAAGACAAAGAAAAAUAUAAUGUUAAACAACUACCUUGCUCAGAAUAAGAAACUUCGACUAAUGUAGGGAUAACGCAUGUUUUUUCGUGUUAUAACAUCUUCAGAAUCCCUCGGGAAUCGUUGGUACCCUCGCCGGGCUCGGGUACCAACGAUUCCCGAGGGAUUCUGAAGAUGUUAUAACACGAAAAGAAUAUGCGCUAACGCUAUUCUAGCAUAAAACGCGUAAAAUACCAAGUAAAUGGAUAUAUUGUCCCUCAACGUCAUUAAAUUUCCAUGAAAUGCGCGGUAAAGUUUACGUUGUUAUCAUGUUGACGUCAUUUCCUUUUGAAUUAUCCGUUUUGGGGCCGUAAUGCGUUUACGCUUUGCCACGGAACGCGCAUAUAUAAAAAGGUGUUAUAACAGCACGUGAGCGCGAGAAUCUCUCUGUUAACACACGUUUUCUCUCCCGUUAAAACACCCCCGAAAAGUGACAAUAACAGCAGUUUUAUGCUAGAAUGCGCAUUAUAAAUGAUAAUAAUUGAUUUAAUGAACAGGAUGUAAACUAUUUAUCAGCCAAAUUGAUCUUUCAUUUGCACAGAUAUAGGUUGAAGAAAAAUGGGAAACUGAUAUUAACCAUCAAAAUAAAGCUAAUAUUUUUUUGGACAUUUCAUAACAUGAUUUGUUUUGUGAGAGGAUCUAGCCUGAGAUAUAAGAAAUGAUUAAUGGCAUAUCUGUCUUUAAUCAAGGCACCCUGUACAACAUAUUGUAUGAUCAAAAUCUUUUUUAUUUUUGCAAUAAAAUUCGUAAUUUUGA